AUGGCUACAGGUACCACCACAUACGAAGAUGUCAAGAAUCAUUCCGCACUGGAGCAUGUCGAUACUAGAGACGAUGGCUCCACGCACGAUGAGAAGGUCCAGCUAGAACAAAAGAAGACGCUUUCCGAGAUCGACGUUGAGAACAAGGCUGCGUACAAAGGAGACGACAGUGAUGGCUCAGUCGAUUGGUCGUGGCGAAAUAUCGUCGCUAGCAUAUUUCUAUGCAUGUUGUAUACUGGUUCGCAAAUCAUCCUUUACUUCGUUGGUGGAUCCCUUCAGUUCAUCGUCCCGGACCUCCACGCGGAAGCAACUGCAGUCUGGCUACCAGUGGCCAACACGCUUGCAAUCGCCGCCGUCGCUCCCUACACUGGCUACCUACAGGAUCUCUUCGGCAAGCGCUACAUCGCCCUCUUUGGCGCCUUAUUGAUAUGCGUCGGCAUCAUUCUGGUCGGUGUAUGCAAAGACUUCGGCACCGCUGUUGCGGGUAUGGCUCUAGCUGGCGCAGGCGCAGGUAUUGGCGAGCUCACCGGCUUGGCUGGUAUCUCUGAGAUCGUCCCCGUCAAGCAUCGUGGCUACAGCAUCGCCGCGCUGACCGCAUUUGUCUUCGUCUUCACGCCAUACAUCUUCUACUGCCAAUUGCUCGGGUCUCCGGAAUUUGGUGUUGCGAAUUGGCGAUGGAUUGCAUGGAUCUCGCUGAUCUAUAACGGCAUCACCGGCAUCGGGCUACUCGUCUUCUACCAUCCUCACAACCACACGCGCGCGGCCGGAUUCUCAUACGGUACAAUUCUAAAGAAAAUCGACUACGUGGGCGGGCUUCUGUCAAUCAUCGGCCUCACGCUGUUCCUUGUGGCUCUACAAGCUGGCGGCUACACCCAUCCUUGGACAUCUGCCUACGUAUUGUGCUGCCUGCUGAUCGGCCUCGCCUUGCUGGCCGGCUGGGUCGUGUGGGAAGCUAAGUUUGCCGCUUACCCCAUGGUCCCAGGUGCGCUCUUCAAAGGCCAAAGAAUCGUUGCUUUGGCGUAUGCGACCGCGUUUGUCGGCGGAAUGUUCUUCUACUCGGCUCUCAACUUUUUGCCGACUACCUGGGCCGACGUCUACCCGAAUGACCCAAUCCAGAUUGGCUUGAAGGGCUUGCCACCAGCCAUUUCCACAACAAUUGGUGCGAUCUUCUUCAAUGCUAUGUUGAGCACAUUCCCAAAGAAUAGCAGAGAAGUGCUGCUUACCGGUGCUGUCAUAAUGACUGCAUUUGGUGGAGCUCUCGCCACAAUGACCCCAGAUAACCCAAAGACCACGGUGGCCAUCGCUACCAUGGCUUGCUUUGGACUCGGCGGCAUGAUCGUGCCCACCGCGUCGGUGGCUCUGCUGGUGGCGCCUGACGCAUUGAUCACCACUGCGGCCGCUCUGUCGCUCUCUGUUCGAACCGUCGGUGGUGCUAUCGGGUACAGCAUCUACUUCAAUGUCUUUGUCAACAAACUCACCAAAUACAUCCCAACAUACGCUGCAGAAUAUGCCGUCAAAGCUGGACUUCCAUUGGCCGAUGCUGAGGUCUUUGUCGGCACUCUCCUGACCGAACCAACCAAGAUCGCCUCAGUCCCAGGGUUCAGCGCACAGGUCCUCGCAGCAGCUCAGGUUGGCAUCCGAUGGGCCUAUGCGGAUGCUCUUCACUAUGUUUGGUACACAUCAAUCCCAUUCGGCAUCGCAGCUAUCGUCUGCUGCUUGUUUCUGGGAAGCACUGCGAAGUAUCAAACUAAUCGUGUUGCGGUCGCCCUAUGA
Messenger RNA from Cyphellophora attinorum, 1773 nucleotides. Its product is annotated as putative transporter. Gene Ontology annotation, biological process: transmembrane transport. The record is from RefSeq and is a predicted model, not a curated record. Gene Ontology annotation, molecular function: transmembrane transporter activity. NCBI's taxonomy places the organism in Eukaryota, Fungi, Ascomycota, Eurotiomycetes, Chaetothyriales, Cyphellophoraceae. The transcript has 5 exons. The coding region runs from base 1 to 1773 and encodes 590 amino acids.